Molecule: messenger RNA, 1002 nt
Organism: Emys orbicularis (European pond turtle)
Lineage: Eukaryota; Metazoa; Chordata; Testudines; Emydidae
Gene: WNT8B
Product: Wnt family member 8B
Exons: 5
Coding region: 22-1002 (326 amino acids)
Biological process (GO): cell fate commitment; neuron differentiation; canonical Wnt signaling pathway
Cellular component (GO): extracellular region
Molecular function (GO): frizzled binding; cytokine activity
Source: RefSeq, a predicted model, not a curated record
AGGUCAGUGAAUAAUUUCCUGAUGACCGGCCCGAAGGCGUAUCUCAUCUACUCCAGCAGCGUGGCGGCCGGGGCCCAGAGCGGCAUUGAGGAGUGCAAGUUCCAGUUCGCAUGGGACCGCUGGAACUGCCCCGAGAGAGCGCUGCAGCUCUCCAGCCACGGCGGGCUGCGCAGUGCAAACCGAGAGACAGCCUUUGUCCAUGCCAUCAGCUCGGCGGGCGUCAUGUACACGCUGACGCGGAACUGCAGCCUUGGGGACUUCGACAAUUGCGGCUGUGAUGACUCCCGCAACGGACAGCUCGGGGGACAAGGCUGGCUGUGGGGCGGCUGCAGCGACAAUGUGGGCUUUGGGGAGGCCAUUUCCAAGCAGUUUGUGGAUGCCCUGGAGACGGGACAGGAUGCCAGAGCAGCCAUGAACCUGCACAACAACGAAGCUGGCCGGAAGGCGGUGAAGGGGACCAUGAAGCGGACCUGCAAGUGCCAUGGGGUGUCAGGCAGCUGCACCACCCAGACCUGCUGGCUGCAGCUGCCCGAGUUCCGGGAGGUGGGCACGUACCUGAAGGAGAAGUACCACAAGGCCCUGAAAGUAGAUCUGUUGCAAGGGGCGGGCAACAGUGCGGCCAGCCGGGGGGCCAUUGCUGAGACCUUCAGCUCCAUCUCCAAGAAGGAGCUGGUCCACUUGGAAGACUCCCCCGACUACUGCCUGGAGAACAAGACCUUGGGGCUGCUGGGGACCGAGGGCCGGGAGUGCCUCAAGCGGGGCAAGGCCCUGAGCCGGUGGGAGAAGCGGAGCUGCCGGCGGCUUUGCGGGGACUGUGGGCUGGCGGUGGAGGAGAGGCGGGCAGAGAUGGUAUCCAGCUGCAACUGCAAGUUCCACUGGUGCUGCGCCGUGCGGUGCGAGCAGUGCCGCAAGAGGGUCACCAAGUACUUCUGUGUCCGCAAGGAGAAGCGGGAACGGAGUGGGGGCGGCAGGGCCACUCGCAAGCUCAAGAGGAAACCCUAA